AUGGCUGCAGGGAACAGUCGUAUGUCCUCUCCCUCUUUUGGGCCUAGCACAGAUAGACCAAACCCUCAUUACAGCCAUGCUCAGAACCCAGCCAUUGAGCGCUGGGUCUCAAUGCGUGAAAAUGUCUAUCAACACUUUAGGUUCACCCCAGUCAAGACCCGUCAGGUCGUCGGUCUCAUGGUUAUUGUCCCCGCAUUUUGUGGCCUUCUCGCGUAUGCAACAGACGUAUGUGCCUUCACAAUCUUCGAGCGUGGGCGUCGUGCUCAGUAUGAUACACUGUUCCAGAACAAGUUUGAUUGGGCGGGGAAAAAGAAGAACGAUUCGCUACUGCGGACACCUGCAUCCUCACAAGACUGA
This is a messenger RNA of Cantharellus anzutake, 357 nucleotides long. RefSeq lists its product as uncharacterized. NCBI's taxonomy places the organism in Eukaryota, Fungi, Basidiomycota, Agaricomycetes, Cantharellales, Hydnaceae. Bases 1 to 357 code for a protein of 118 amino acids. The record is from RefSeq and is a predicted model, not a curated record. The transcript is spliced from 3 exons.